CCUCUCUGAAAAGAGUCCACAGAGAAAACAUACAUUACACGGAUAAGAAGUAAAAUAAUUAUCCAAUCACAGCACAAGCAGGCAGACCGGGUUCCCUUAGCAACAACUAAAGGAGACGAGAGAAUCCUUUUCUCUUUCUGCUCCUUUGGUUUUUGGGCACACCCCUGUGGACUGCUGUGGGUCAGUCUUUUGCAAGAGGACUUCAAAAACAUUUUUACAUAAGACAAGCUAUCUCCGAAAUUCCAGAGGAAGGUGCUCAUUUGCCUUCAAGUCAGCUUGUUACUGUGUCUCAUUGGCACAAUGAGUUUUUUGUUAUGCCUCCACAAAUUCGCAUCGAAAGUCACACUGCACUGGCUUAGAAAUCAAUUCAUUUUGAUCCCACGCCACCUGGAAUGAGCCCUGCAUUUUGGGGGAGAUUUGACACUGUGUGAAAAGACCCACUCUUACAUUUCUCCCUGUCAUGGACAAGAAAUGAAGGACAACAUGAUUAGGUCAUCAACUGCAAAGAAAAUGGAUGAGAAGCAGAGUUUAUUUUGAUGUGAGUUUCUACUGAGAGUCUUUUUUCCUCGGAGGAGGUUACACUGCACUUGACAGAGGAAUAUUCCCUUUUUUAAACAGGAGCUGUCCUUUCUGUCUUUUAAACAGUAGCCCUCAGUAAUGGACUAUUUUUAGAAGGCAAAUCUUGGCCCGCUACCAAUAAAAUCGAACACGAUCAUUUUGAGAAUCGAGCCACUGCUGGGAGUUUUAUUUUUCUAUUUCAAAAAGGUUAUCGUGAACCCUUUCCCUGUUUUCACUUUUGUAUGUUAGCCUGCCAUUAUGCCACUGUGUUUUACACGUAAAAAAGAGUGUUCAGGACAAAUGGAAGAAAGAAAAAGCCUUUUCCCUGUAUAGACAGGCAUUUUAAAUAGCAUCUCCUUGAGAACAAUUUCAAAUAUAUACACUGACACAUGAGAUGAGUUGGCUCAACAUGAUUAUUGUCUUCAAGAAGGCAUGGAUGCCAGAGUGUGACCCUGUGCCGAGAGUGCUGGCGAGGCAAGGUGUUUUGGCUGCCGAGGUGCUUUUAAGAUGUUGAGGUCUCCCUGCGUGGCCGGGGCCCCUGUUCGGAUCAGUAGCACUGAGGCUCCUUGUAGCCAAAGACAUGGACCCCGACUCGGCUCCCCCACGCCCUCAGCCUGUUGGCCACUGGCUCCACGUCACCCUGUAAAGGAUGUCCCUCAGCAGAGCUCCGGCCCGGGACACCUCUGAGACCCCCAGCCCGAGAGAACGCAUCCGCAGCCACAUGAAGAUGGUGAUUGAUCAGCUGGAAGGAAUUCUCAAAGAGCUCAAGGAUGUGGCCAAGGAACUCCGGGAGGUGGUGGGUCAAAUCGAUAAACUAACGUCUGACUUUGACUUUGACCUGGAGCCAGAUGACUGGACCGUGGCCACAGCCAGCAGCACGUCCAGCAGUGAGCGGGGCUUGGGAGAGGCCUUCCGAUUGGACUUCCUCAAUGCAGAUGUCCUUUCUGACAGCUGGGAGUUCUGCAGUUAUCUGGAGGCUGCUGGUGCAGCCGCUCGCAGAUCUAGCGGGCAACCAGGAGAUCCGCAGCAGGAGCUGGGUCGUGGGACCAACCUCACCCAAACACAAACCCCCACCCCACCCCCCACCACUGCGUCUGUCUACUCUCAGAUGAAUGGCGGGCUGCCCAUCCCCAAUGGGCCACGCAUUAUUACUCCAGAUUCAUCGAGCGAGGAGGCCAGCAGCUCCACGCACAGCCACAAGACUUCCCGUACCUCUGGCACAAGAGAAAGAGUCCGCUUCAGUGACAAAAUUCUGUACCACGCAUUGUGCUGUGACGAUGAUGAAGAGGAGGAGCAAGAGGAGUUACAAGAGGAUAAGAGUGGCUGUGCUACACCAGAUAGCGAUACUGAGCCCAGCCUCCUGGCCAGCUCAGUUGCCCCCAAACGUUCUUCCUCUGAGCACUCACUCCUCCAUAACUGUCUGGACCCUUCUUAUGUCUCCUCACCUGUGAAGGGGACGACAGGAGCUCACACACUACCCAGGAAAGGUCUCUUAAACCCCGGCUGCCGCAAAAAACUGUUACGAAAUAGCAGCACACAAACUGUCUCUGACAAGAGCACCCAAACUGUACUGCCCUAUAUUCCAACCAAACAGAAAACAAAGGACCACUGAGAAAGCCCGAAGUUUAUCGUAAAAUCUCAUGAAGGACU
Messenger RNA from Oreochromis aureus, 2208 nucleotides. It is a transcript of the gene insyn1, whose product is annotated as inhibitory synaptic factor 1. Gene Ontology annotation, cellular component: postsynaptic density. Gene Ontology annotation, biological process: inhibitory postsynaptic potential. The coding region runs from base 1208 to 2170 and encodes 320 amino acids. The record is from RefSeq and is a predicted model, not a curated record. Lineage: Eukaryota; Metazoa; Chordata; Actinopteri; Cichliformes; Cichlidae. The transcript has 3 exons.